Molecule: messenger RNA, 417 nt
Organism: Symbiodinium pilosum
Lineage: Eukaryota; Dinophyceae; Suessiales; Symbiodiniaceae
Source: the annotation of a GenBank genome assembly
GAGACCUGCGAACGCGUGGGCGUCGCCCAUGGAUUGGUCCUCAACCGGAACCUGCUCCUCGACAGCGGGGAGGGGACCUUGGAGUACCUGCCCAUCGGCAUCAGCCCGCGGAAGACGGAAAAAGCGAAAAGGCUGAGGAGGCACUACAUCGCAGGCAAAACGUCCUUGUCGCAAGAUCUCCGCCAGCAGAUGCUCAAGUUCCUGGAAGAGGACGGGCCAGCUCUCAACUGCUACCAUGGCCCGGCAGACACCCGGCCAGAACUAUCGCCCCCAGCUGUGGCGGGCGUGGGAGAAAAGUCCCUCUCCGGAAUGCUUGAGACGGGAGUGUUCCGCAAACAAAUUUCUGCUGUGGUCAAGUGCCGCACGACCGAUAUUAGGGCUGCCAGCGAGGAUCACCUCAUAGGUGAUCCGACGGUG